CAUUUCCACCAAGUGGUCGACUCCUACUAGGCUGAACUAACAUUACAAUAUCAGUCACUUCGAUAUUCUGAAAGAUAUGACAGUGGCAUUGGCUGUUCGAGCUGUUUGGUCAGCGAAAGGGGCGCUUCAAGUGAACCAAAGUGUCAGAUUCUUUAUAAAACGCUUUUAUAGUAACGGCCGAAACAGAAUGGUUAAUCUUCCAUUUGGCUAUGUUUACGAUGAGAGGAUGUUAGAUCACGAAUGUAGAUAUGAUGGUACAAUGCAGGAACGUCCGCAACGCAUGACUCUCAUACACGAACGAUUGGAAAAAGAUGGUUUUUUGAAGGGAGCUGUAAAGGUUGAAGCUCGUGAAGCGAGCGACGAUGAACUUUUGCUAAAUCAUCCUGGAACUUUGAUCCAAGAAUUGGACUCCUUGAAGACUGAUGAGGAGUGUGAAGAAUACUGCAGGGAUAAAGAGAUCCUCUGGCUGUGUUCCAAGAGUGCGCAUGCUGCUCGGAUUGCUGCUGGAGGCACCAUAGAGCUAGUAAAAGCAAAUGUCGAGGGCAGGGUUGGGAAUUCAUUCGCAAUUGUUCGCCCUCCAGGACAUCACGCAUUUGGAAAGACUCCCAUGGGAUAUUGUGUAUAUAACAACGUGGCAACUGCCGCCAAGUAUGCGACAGACCGUCUCGGCCUGAAAAAGGUAGCGGUUGUGGAUUUUGACUAUCAUGCGGGCAAUGGCACCCAUUAUUCUUUGAGGGGUGAUCCUCGUUUUCACUUCACUUCAUUCCAUGCUUUCCAUCAUGGUGCCUUCUGGCCUUAUAGUUCGGAGUUCGAUUACAACACCAAAUAUGAAAAUACUUUGAUGUUUCCACUGAAUGGAGCAAUGAACACCGAAACAGAUUACGUCAGUGCAUUUCAUCAAUUGUUGCUUCCCAUGCUCAGGUCUUUCAAGCCAGAGCUUAUCCUUGUCUCAGCUGGUUUUGACUCAGGCUACUAUGAUUUACAAAAAGAGCAAGGACAGGGUGUCAAAGCUCACGGGUAUGGUCAUAUGGUUCGAUUGCUCAACGAAAUAUGUCCAAAUCGUGUGAUUGCUGUUCUAGAGGGUGGCUAUUAUCCUACCAAUUAUACUGAAGGUGCAUCCAUGCUGGUGCGAGGUCUUAAGGGACUUCCCUUGCCUCACCUAGAAAUAGGAAAGCUUUCACCGGCUUUCAAAGAAACGAUGUGGGACAACAUACUCUAUCAUUCAUUGCGGUAUCCUUCACUGAAGCAGUGGCUGCAGAAACUUCAAGAUAAUCAGAAGAAACGCGGCCUUCCAGAAUACCACUCCAAUCCAACGCUGAAUCUUGGCAGAGGAGUGCGGGACGUAUGGGACGAAACCAAAAGGACUCGAGCUGUGCGAACACGGGAAUGGUUUCCCGACUUGUCUCCCGAGCAAAAGCUGGAUAGCGAUAGAGCCAUCGCCGCCUAUGUAAAGGCUUAUGACUACUCCAAGCCUACAGAAAACCCUUCGGAAGAAUCGCUGCUUGAACAGAUGACGUGGACGGAACGUUCGGAAGUUGAAGCGUUUGUACAUAAAGCCCCUAUUUGCUUAGCUUUUAUCAACGAGUUCACCGAAUUCUUGCAAGGCAAGAGCCAGUCGAUGAUGAUCUGUGACCGGAAAUUACUAGACGUCAAAGAGCUAAAACCUUCUUGUACUCAGCUCUUUGGAAGCUCCCUCAAUUAAGAUGUGUUGUCUUGACUAGUACAUUCACAAUACCAAAAUAUCUUUUUCAAACACAAAAUCAUUAAUCAAUGAAAGGCUUAAGCAUUAGCUCUACUAUUGUGUUAUUCUAUACAGAGCUAGCGAGUAAGUGUAAACGAAGGAAAAUUUGUAUCAAAUG
Molecule: messenger RNA, 1859 nt
Organism: Cylicocyclus nassatus
Lineage: Eukaryota; Metazoa; Nematoda; Chromadorea; Rhabditida; Strongylidae
Source: the annotation of a GenBank genome assembly